This is a messenger RNA of Bursaphelenchus okinawaensis, 1267 nucleotides long. NCBI's taxonomy places the organism in Eukaryota, Metazoa, Nematoda, Chromadorea, Rhabditida, Aphelenchoididae. The record is from the annotation of a GenBank genome assembly.
AUGUCUAAUGUUGACGUUCUACUGGAGGAACGUGUGGAAAAAUUUGUUGAGAAAACCAGCAAUGAAGGAAGACGAUUAGCUUUGAUCACUGUAAGUUUUUUCUUUACUUUUUUGUGUUAUAUUUAGGAUAAAGCUGCCAAAAGUUAUACUAAUCAUACAAAAAAUUCUGGAUUAUGACUAUUUCAGAGUGGCGGAACGAUUGUGCCUUUGGAGAAGAAUACAGUACGCUUUAUUGACAAUUUUUCGCAAGGUACUCGAGGAUCCGCAAGUUCAGAGUACUUUUUGAAGCACGGUUACAAUGUGAUCUUCUUUUACAGAGAAAAUAGUUUGAAGCCGUUUUCAAGACACGCUCCAAAUUUGUUUGAACAAUUUGUGAUUAACGAUGAAGGCAAACCUAUUUGUGAGUAGUUUUUGAUAGUUCAUUUUUAGUUACUGCUUUUUUAAUAAUUUAUAAACAUUAAAUUUUAGUCACACCUACUCCAGAAGUGGAAAAAGCAAUUGUGGAGAACAAAAAGUACGGUGACAGGUUAUUAUUCAUCACUUUUACUACGGUAGAACAGUAUCUACAUGAAAUUGAGCUUAUCUGCAAGCACGUUCAUAAACUCGGACCAAGGGCGUUGAUUUAUUUGGCUGCUGCUGUUUCUGAUUUCUAUAUCAAAAAAGAAGAAUUAGUAAGUUGAUGUAGAACUAGUCUUAUUACCGUUAGAAUUUUUAUUUUUAUGAAAUUUGUAAUUUGUUUUUGUUUUAGCCAACUCACAAGAUCCAGUCAAAAGAAGGUGAUCUACAACUGCGUUUAAGCGUGGUAACUAAGAUACUGGAUCGACUGGUUACUGCUGUUGUGCCACAAGCUUUCCUCAUUUCAUUUAAGGUAAUUCUAAGUUAUAAACGAUUUUGAAUGUGCGGGUCAUCAAAAAUUUUCCGUGGUAAUGUUAUUUAAAAUAUGGAAAUUGACCUUUAAAUCUAGCAAAAUUUACAGUUAGAAACAGAUCCAGAAAUGUUGAUUCCUAAAGCUCAAAUGGCGUUAAAGAAGUAUGGUCAUUCGUUGGUAAUAGCGAACAUGCUGGCUAACCGAAAAACUGAUGUCACUUUUGUGCAAGCAGACAAAAUUGAACCACUAAAACUGACCGAAGACCAAGUCAAAAAUGGCAUUGAGAUUGAACAAAAGAUUAUAGAAAAGUUGUGCUUGGAACAUGGCAACUUUUUGGCCAAAAAGGGCCAAGGUAACAAAAUAGAGUACUGUAAACAAGAUGACUGUAGGUUAUAUUAG